AUGUCUUCGUGGAGUCCGUCGGGAAAUUCGGCUGCAUGGAUUCGAGCAGAACUUAUUGUUACUGGUAUAUUACCCAUAAUAUUAGUCGUAUUUGGCACCAUUAGUAAUCUUCUUUCGGCGAUAGCCCUAGCCACUAAAGAAAGUCGUAAAAGUUCAACAAACAUUUAUUUGAUAUUUCUAUGUAUUGUGGAUACACUCUCAUUAUAUCAGUGGAAUUUAGAUUAUGCUGUGAUUCAAUUUACUGGCCUGUCAGUGAGUCAACGUUCAUUAUUUUUAUGUAAAUCAAUUGAAUUUCUUGGCUACUAUACUGUUCAUAUCUCAGCAUCUUUGUUAACUAUGGUUUCAGUUGAUCGAGCUCUACUAUUAUGGUCAAUCCAAUAUAAACGCAAAAUAGCAAAACCCAAGAUAGCAUUAAUUAUUUGCAUUAUUAUUUUUGUAAUUUUAUUCAUAUUGAAUGGGUAUUUAUUGGGCUUAGGCUAUGAAAUGACUUUGUCAAAUGACACAUCUACCACCUUACUUUGCUAUCAAACUACAGACGUAGUACUAUUUGCAUUUUACAAUAGUGUUUGGCCCUAUGUUCAUCUUUGUAUAAUGUAUAUUAUCCCAUUUAGUCUGACAAUUCUAUGUACAAUAUUAAUAGUGAUCAAACUGACAAAUACCCCACAAAUUCAUCAGUCAACUUUUAGACGAAAUAGAAGAAUAUCGUUAAUGUUGAUUGCAAUGUGUAUCACCUACUUGAUAUUAACUUUGCCAAAUCGACUAUGUUUUACAGUGUUGUAUUCGCGAUUAUUGAAUCAAGAUUAUACAGACACAGUUCUAGCAUUAGCAAAUUUAUUAAUGUAUGCAAGAAAUUCUAUGAAUAUAUGUUUUUUCUGGGUUAGUGUUGCUGGAUUUAGUGGAAAAGUUUUGAAAAUCUUCAGUUGCAAGCGCUACAUGUCAAAUCGUGUCGAGCCUAUCAUGACAAGGACGACUCAUACGAAACAGAACAAUAAAAAUAAUACUGGCUACGUUUGAAACUCUUCAUUAUCGCUAUUCGUUGCAGAAGCUAUUUUUGCUUAUAUUUAGUUUGUAAUUCAAUCGGUGUAGACUAAAAUUAUCAACUUAACAAAUAUUAUCAAGUUGAAUUCUGACUCAUAACUGGAGAAACUGUCUGAUUCUGAUUUUUUCUUUAAAACAAGUAUCGUUCAUCUUCGAUUCACUGACCCUUGACUGAAAAUGGAUUUUUAGCGAUGAUUUGGUGUUAGUACGCGCUUAGCUUUUUAAAGGGAUGGAGAAACAGAAAAUUUUUGUUUAUUUAUGUGUAUGAUCCAAUGACAUAUGACGUGUUGAAGGACAUAUUUCCAAGGAUUUGAUCGUUAACAUUAGGAGGCGUUUACUCAUUUUAUUUAAACAGAACACGGAAAAGUAGAAGAAAAACAGUAACUGAACUGA
Messenger RNA from Didymodactylos carnosus, 1431 nucleotides. NCBI's taxonomy places the organism in Eukaryota, Metazoa, Rotifera, Eurotatoria, Philodinida, Philodinidae. The record is from the annotation of a GenBank genome assembly.